CAACACUAGUCAAAUUGUAAGCUUUUGGUGUUUCUCUCUCCUUUUUGUGUUCACAAAAUGGAAUCCAUAUGCUUCUUACUCAAUUGUUUGCCCUCAUAAAAACAUGUUCAAUUAUAUAAUCUCACAUCUCAAAGAUUAUGCAUAUAAGUCAACUUUCUUUUAUGUCUACAUGAAAAAGGGUGCCUCCCUCCACCUCUUUUACUUUAAAAUUGCACGUCUCUUCCAGAAUUUUAAUAUCAUUCCAUACAGGUAGUACCAAAUGAAGUUCUAUAAGUGGGGAAGUCCCUUAGAACUCUGGAUUUGACAAACAACAAGAUAGUUGAGAUUCCGCAGGAAAUUGGUACCAUUGUGAAUAUGCAAAGACUUGUUUUGACUGGCAAUUUGAUCGAAAACAUUCCAGCUAAUAUUGGAUACCUGCGGAACCUUAAAAUCCUCACGCUUGACAGAAAUAGGAUCACCAUCUUACCUGAAGAAUUGGGUUCUUUGUCCAAUCUUCAGCAGCUUACUCUUUCUCAGAAUUCUUUACUGUACCUACCUAAAAGUGUUGGAGAUUUGUGCAAUAUGCUGCUACUCAAUAUAUCUGAUAACAAACUAAAUGCCCUUCCAGAAUCAAUUGGAGGUUGCAAGUCCCUGGAAGAAUUGCAGGCAAAUGGAAAUUCACUUGAAGAUGUACCCUCGUCAAUUUGCAACUUUAUUUGCCUCAAAUCUCUAUCAUUGAACGGAAAUAAAAUUCGCCAGCUUCCCCAAAACAUACUGAAAGACUGCAAGGCUCUUCAGAACCUUUCACUGCAUGACAAUCCAAUCUCGAUGGACAACUUCCAGCAAAUGGAUGGAUUGGAGCAAUUUGAAGCACGCAGAAGGAAGAAAUUCGACAAGCAGAUCGACUCAAAUGUCAUGAUGAGCUCCACGGCCUUGGAUGAAGGCAUUGACUUACGCUAGAGUUAACCUAUUUUUCCCCAAUUAGUCAGAAUUAAUUGCGAACUUUGUAUAUAUCAAUGUCUUCACACUCCAAUUUGGUAAAGCAAUCAAUAAAUACAAAACAUAUGAAAAAUGAUUGGACUAUC
This is a messenger RNA of Lolium rigidum, 1064 nucleotides long. Its product is annotated as plant intracellular Ras-group-related LRR protein 7-like. Bases 355 to 939 code for a protein of 194 amino acids. Gene Ontology annotation, molecular function: protein binding. The transcript has 8 exons. NCBI's taxonomy places the organism in Eukaryota, Viridiplantae, Streptophyta, Magnoliopsida, Poales, Poaceae. The record is from RefSeq and is a predicted model, not a curated record.